Arctia plantaginis is the source of this 525-nucleotide messenger RNA. Lineage: Eukaryota; Metazoa; Arthropoda; Insecta; Lepidoptera; Erebidae. The record is from the annotation of a GenBank genome assembly.
AUGUGCCGGAAGCAGGUUGCCGCUCUCAUUCUGUCACUGGUGUUGGCAUCCUUGACUGGAUAUUCUUCAGAGGCCCUCAGUACUUUCGGGGUAUCAAACACGAAGCCGCCACCGACCGCCGCACCCACACCACCACCUGCUCGACAAUGUAACCGUCAACCAGAAUGCGCCGGCAUCAGCGGCAGUUCAUGCGUACGGACCCAAAGCGAUCCUGUGACGAGAUGUCUCUGUGGAGAGAACCAGCCUCCAGUGAACGGACAGUGCGAUGCUCAGCACAAAUUUCUCUACCACGCCUGUUCGAACAGCGAUGAAUGCAACGUCGAUCUCGUUUGCGCUACCCCCAACAUCACUGGUACUGCUCCUCUGCAUCUGCGGGUCUACGCUCCGACCGACAAGAUUUGUCUCUGUGACACUGAGAAUGGAUAUGUGGAGAAGGAUCAUGCUUGCAGUGAUGCUGAUAUCCUGAAAACUUCGCUGUUCGCCAUCUUUGUCGUAUCUUGCAUAAGAAAAAUCCUAGCUUAUUAA